UGUGGUUUCCCAGCAGCACAACCGCACAUGGUAUUUGAUACCAGCCAGGGUACUCUAUUUGGUGCGGUGGUUACAGUAACCUGUAAAGAAGGUUUCCGGCUCAAUGGAUCGCGUUUCAAACAUUGUCUUGACACAGGAUGGUUUGGAACUGCAAAUUGUGAAGUUGUCACUUGUCCCAAACCGACCAGAGUGGAAAAUGGCAGACAUUCUUGGAAUAAUGAUCUUGAACCAGAAUAUCGACAAAUUAUACGUUUCACAUGUAACACAGGAUACACCUUGUUUGGGAAUGAAACCAUUAGGUGUACUGUAACUGGUGUAUAUGAUUCUCAGCCACCACGAUGUGUCCCUGACUGUUCCAAUCCUCAACAUGUAGAGAACACAGUUCUCUCUGCUGAGUCCCUCCUAAAAAGGAUUUUUCCAAGUGGUACUGUGAUCAAAUAUCAGUGCAUAAUUGGAUAUAAUAAAAUAAGUGGCAGUGGGAUCAUUAGAUGUGUCAAUGGGAAGUGGACCAAGCCAGAUAUCAUCUGCAAGCUUGUUACUUGUCCCAAACCGACCAGAGUGGAAAAUGGCAGACAUUCUUGGAAUAAUAUCCGUGAACCAGAAUAUCGACAAACUAUACGUUUCACAUGUAACACAGGAUACACCUUGUUUGGGAAUGAAACCAUUAGGUGUACUGAAACUGGUGGAUAUGAUUCUCAGCCACCACGAUGUGUCACUGACUGUUCCAAACCUCAACAUGUACAGAACACAGUUCUCUCUGCUGAGUCCCUCCGAAAAAGGAUUUUUCCAAGUGGUACUGUGAUCAAAUAUGAAUGCAUGAAGGGGUGUGAUCAAAUAGGUGGCACUGGAAUCAUUAGAUGUGUCAAUGGCAAGUGGACCAAGUCAGAUAUCAUCUGCAAGCGGUCAGACUGUGGUGUCCCAGAAGCAAAACCGCACAUGUCAUUUGAUACCAGCCACGGUACUAUAAUUGGUGCAGUGGCUACAGUAAUCUGUGAAGAAGGCUACCGGGUCAGUGGAGCGAGCUUCAAACAGUGCAUGGACGAAGGAUGGUUUGGAAUCGCAGACUGUAUCUCUCUUACUUGUUCCAAACCGAUCAAAGUGGAAAAUGGCGAACAUUCUUGGAAUAGUGACCGUGAACCAAAAUAUGAACAAACUAUACAUUUCACAUGUGACGCAGGAUACACCUUGUUUGGGAAUGAAACCAUUACGUGUACUGAAAGUGCUGAAUAUGAUUCUGAGCCACCACGAUGUGUCCGUAAUUGCCCCAUACCUAAAAGUGUGGAGAACAUGGUUCUCACGAAUGAAUCCCUCCUAAGAGAGGAUUUCCCAGAUGGUACCAAAGUCACCUAUGAGUGCGCCAAUGGAUUUGAAAAAGAAAGUGGCUCUGAGAUCAUAACCUGCAUUGAUGGACUUGGACUGAGCCAGAUCUAAUCUGCAAGAAAAUUGAACCUCCUUUAAACCUACUGUUGAUAGGCGUGGCAGUUGGCUGUUCACUUGCACUUCUUUUCUGCAUCUUUUGGGUUUGGAGGCGAUGCUCAGAUGACUCUGAAGGAUAGUAAACCCUGGAGAUAUUUCAGUUCCGAAGUCUUUAAGUAUCCUUCUUCAUUCAGUUGGAACUGGACCCAGCUGUUGGGACAUCUACUACAGAUGAAGGACGUCUGCCUUUGACAUCUGCAUCGUUUUAUACACUUAUUGGUUUUACCAAGCUAGUAAAAAUUUGAAAAUAUUUAUUGUUUGUUUCUACUACUUACGUUGUGAACCAUUUUUUUUAUAUUUAAGUUAGAAAUUAUUUUAAUUAUUAAAAAACACACUCAUCUUAGAGUUCUUGAUGACUAUUAA
Messenger RNA from Poeciliopsis prolifica (blackstripe livebearer), 1839 nucleotides. RefSeq names its product complement factor H-like. The transcript has 14 exons. The record is from RefSeq and is a predicted model, not a curated record. NCBI's taxonomy places the organism in Eukaryota, Metazoa, Chordata, Actinopteri, Cyprinodontiformes, Poeciliidae. The coding region runs from base 28 to 1431 and encodes 467 amino acids.